Nilaparvata lugens (brown planthopper) is the source of this 1270-nucleotide messenger RNA. RefSeq lists its product as uncharacterized. The transcript is spliced from 3 exons. The record is from RefSeq and is a predicted model, not a curated record. The coding region runs from base 107 to 949 and encodes 280 amino acids. Lineage: Eukaryota; Metazoa; Arthropoda; Insecta; Hemiptera; Delphacidae.
CACACACACACACAGUCAUUUUAUUCUAUACAAUUAUUUCAUUCUAUAUGUUUGUUUUUUCAGUCUGGUUGAGACGAUAGCGGUAGACGAGGAGGUGGAGGAGGAAAUGGCGGAUGAGGAAUGGUGUGUGGUUGACAGCAGCGAUUCGCCGCCGGCAAAACGCGUCCACUUUUCUUCAGCGUGUGAAACGCCAAAACGUGGUGGAAAAGGUCGGGGCCACAGCAUUUAUUUUCCCGAUCAACGCGUCAUCGCUCAGGGCAGAGGAAGAGGCCGGCAAAUUGUUGCGGGUGGAGUGAGCGCGGAGUCGUCACUGCAGCAGACCAGUCGUAAUAGUGGACACCAAGCUGAAGCAUCAUUGAUUCUGCUAGACGUGACAAACUCAACUCAACCGAGAGUCGUGAACGCUACUGCUAACAACGACAACGAAGCCGAAAACAUUGAUCCGCAAACCUCUUCAAAGCGAUAUGAUAUAAACAUAAUGUCAAUGGCAAUGGAUGCGCCACUGUUGUUCUAUUUGCUGAAUGGUAACGAUGCGUGUAGUGUUAUUAAAAGAAUAAUUGAUCUUUUGUGUACGCUUAAAGCGAUGUGUGUAAAACGUGUUGAUAUUGAAAAAUGCUUUCUAGUUAGCUUAUGUAAAAAAACAUUAGGUAAUGUCAGUGAUGUUGUUGUUAAUGUUGAUGAUGAUGAUAGUAGGUAUCAUUUAAGUAUAUGCUCAUAUAACAAUGUAUUUUUAAAAGAUGCAAUUCAAAAUGCAAGCAGCGUAUUUGAUGUAGUAGAUACUUGUAUCUGUGCUCAAUUUUCUAUGCAACUAAACAUACUUUACUCGCAAAUUAAAUCAAUAGACUUUAAUGUAGCUGAUGUUGAUGAAGAUGAUGAUGAUGAUAAGAAGAAAGAAAAGAUAUUAAUUUAUAUUUUAGAUUAUUGCAUGUCAAAGGCUAAUCUUAAUUAAUGCGUGUGAAGCGGUGACGCUGCUAACAGCUAUACUGUAUUAUGUGAAAGGGAAAAUUUUUUUAUAAUAUUAGCAAAAAACACUGUCAACUUUGUAUGUAUGUAUUAUCACUGUCUCAGAUUCACCGCCACUUACCUUACUGCAGCUGUCAACUUUGUAUGUAUUUUCACCUUUUAUGUAUGCAGCUGUCAACUUUGUAUGUAUUUUCAACUUUUUAUGUAUUGUCAACUUUGUAUUUUGUAAGAUAUUGUCAACACACUUAUUUUAGCUGCUGCUAAAUUUGUAUGUAUCUAGUAUUUUUAAUAAACUGUGAACAUUGUA